AGUCUCUUCCUCUCUCAUCACACUCUACCAUCUCCAUCAUUCAGAAAUUCAGUCAUUUUGAAACUGAACAGCACACAGCAUGGAGCUCUCUCCUGUGGGCCUGCUGCUUGUGCUGAUCUUGUGUUCCUACUCAGGACGUGCUGCAGAGACUCCCAAAGCUGUUCUGGUGCUGGAUCCUGACCAAACACAGUUCUACACUGGAGAGUCUGUCACUCUCAGAUGCAACAUAGAGGGACAGGACACGUCAGGGUGGAGGUUCAACUGGCGUAAAGAUUAUGGUCAGGUUUACCCACGAGUAGGCUGGAGUGACAAGAAUGAAUACACACUACAGCCUCUGCAUGUGUCCCAUAGUGGUGACUACACCUGCACUGGUCUCAAAAGUGACAUAUACAGCAGAGGGAAUGAGAAAGUGAAACUGCAAGUAUCAGCUCUGCCCACACCUAAACUAACUGUAGAGCCUCAGAGUCCUGUGUAUGUUGGAGAGACAGUCACUCUGAAGUGUGAAGUACAGUCUGACAGGAACUGGAAGUAUGUGUGGUAUGAAGACUGGUCUGGUAAUGUUCUGUUUGAGUCUGACGAGAACACACACACCAUCACAGCUGAGACUCACGAGAAGUAUUACUGGUGUCAGGUAAAGCUGAAAGAUCUAUCAUCACAGAUGAGUGAAAUAACAUAUGUUGAAGUUAAAGAUCCCCCUUUAGCUACGGUGGCUGUAGAGUCUCCUCAGCCUCCCUUCUAUGCUGGAGAGACAGUCACUCUGAGGUGUGAUAUAGCAGAGUACACAGACUGGUAUUGGUAUACCUGGUACAAAGACAAUCAGAUAUCCAGACAGAACAGGAAGACCAACACCAUUCCUCUCCCUUACUAUGCUGGCCAGCACACAUGCAAAGGGUGGAGUAGAGGUCGGCCGAGGAAUUCUCAGCGCAGUACAUCUUUCUCUAUCAGUGUCACCGUGUUGUGUGUGUCCCCAUAGCCCUGCCUACACCUACACUGAGUGUGCAGCCAGAGACUCCUGUGUUCACUGGA
Alosa alosa (allis shad) is the source of this 1026-nucleotide messenger RNA. RefSeq names its product low affinity immunoglobulin gamma Fc region receptor III-A-like. Gene Ontology annotation, molecular function: transmembrane signaling receptor activity. The coding region runs from base 80 to 973 and encodes 297 amino acids. Gene Ontology annotation, biological process: cell surface receptor signaling pathway. NCBI's taxonomy places the organism in Eukaryota, Metazoa, Chordata, Actinopteri, Clupeiformes, Clupeidae. The record is from RefSeq and is a predicted model, not a curated record. The transcript is spliced from 6 exons.